This is a messenger RNA of Zingiber officinale, 954 nucleotides long. RefSeq names its product probable mediator of RNA polymerase II transcription subunit 26c. The transcript is spliced from 3 exons. The record is from RefSeq and is a predicted model, not a curated record. NCBI's taxonomy places the organism in Eukaryota, Viridiplantae, Streptophyta, Magnoliopsida, Zingiberales, Zingiberaceae. Bases 1 to 954 code for a protein of 317 amino acids.
AUGGCCUCCUCGCUCGACCACUGGCGGGGUUUCUUCCGGGUAGCCGGCGACUCGGACAUCUUCGACGUCAUCCGACAAGCCAUACGCGUCGCUGCCUCCGAUCACCCGGACGAGUUCAAGAGCCGGCGGGAUGAGAUUGCACAGAUGCUAUUCGCCGCGCCUCACCGCGUCGAGAAGGCCGACGAGGGCCGCGGAAAUUCGAUCAAACCGAUAGAUGUCAAAGCGAUCGAGGAGGAUGACGGCCGUGGCAACGCCGUCAAAGCGAUCGAGGAUAAGAAGGAUGACGGCCGUGGCAACGCCAUCAAAGCGAUCGAGGAUAAGAAGGAUGACGGCCGUGGCAACGCCGUCAAAGUGAUCGAGGAGAGGCAGGACUAUGACCGUGGCAACGCCGUCAAAACCGUUGGAACUUUAUUACCCUCGUUGCCUCCGUCUCCGUCCGAAGAACAGAAACCUGCAGAUGUCGGUGUCGAUCAAGAAAAAGCAGAUACGAUGAGCCGAGAAACCUGGAAGGUGUCCGUUUCAGAAAAUGGCAAGAUUCUUCUUAGAAGACGACUCUGUGAUCCAACGAAUCCAUCGGAGCCACGGAGAACAUCGAAUCCUCUUGUACCUAGCAAUCAGGAGUUCCUUCCGGCAUUCACAGAGCCUCCUCUGAUUGCUCCAUCCACAGGACAUCCACAAGGCAGAUUACAGAGAACAUCCAGUACAGAGCAUAGACCUGAGAUUGCUGUUGCUCAACCUGAGCCUCCCAGAUUACUGCCAAACAUGCCUCCAGAUGAUGCAUUGCUUCGAUCUAAGCUGGAAAUGUCAAAGCGCAAGCUUCGCGAAGGCUACCAACAAACUGAAAACGCAAAAAGGCAGCGAAGGAUACAAGUAAUUCAACCUCGAGCAGCAAUACCCAAGGACUGCAAUAAAAAGCCUUGCCAGUUUAAGACCUUGGGAACUUGGCUGCGAUAA